Molecule: messenger RNA, 2457 nt
Organism: Cryptomeria japonica (Japanese cedar)
Lineage: Eukaryota; Viridiplantae; Streptophyta; Pinopsida; Cupressales; Cupressaceae
Exons: 3
Coding region: 846-1859 (337 amino acids)
Biological process (GO): iron import into the mitochondrion
Cellular component (GO): mitochondrial membrane
Molecular function (GO): ferrous iron transmembrane transporter activity
Source: RefSeq, a predicted model, not a curated record
CCUUCCUUCCUUUCGACUUGUCAUUUUCUAAUAUUAUCCCGAUGACUUCUUAGAUUCUUAUUCCACUUUAUCUAUUUUUUGUUUUGAAUUUACAGGCAGACAUAUUUUGAGUUGAAUUUGAUUUAUGCAUAUAAAAUUUCUAUUUUUGAAUUUGAUUUAUGCAUAUAAAAUUUCUAUUUUGAGGCGUUGGAUUAUGUGAGCCUGCUGUUAGGGUUUUUGUACAGUUGUGUUUUAAGAUUAUUGUCUGAAAUUUUUAACUCCUUGAAAACGGGAAUAGAAUAUUGCAUUCAAGUGAAGAAAAGGGGUGAUUGGUUUAUUAGUGGAAUUAGCGAAACUUGAGUUUGACAGAUUUAACAAUGGACUUACAAAUUAGAAAAAAGGGUUCAAAGAACGGGUCAUGAUUUUCCAGUAAGGAUUGUCCUGAGAAUGUUCUUUUUGAAAAUCGUCUGUCAUCUAUUUUGGAUCACUAGUUUUUAUUAAUGAUCAUGAGAGAUAGCUGUAAAAGAUGGGUCAAGAAGAUUGGCUGAACAUUCUAAGCAUAGUUUUUUCUUUCACCGAAACUCAGCAUCUAGAUCAUCUAGAUGCCUACAAUAUGGACUUUGUGAUUAAAUCAAUUGUCUUUUGGCUGCUGAAGCAUAGUUAAUUUUUGACCACAUUUAACUAUGAAGUGUAAACACCGAUUCGAUACAUAUAAAAGCAGUUAACUUGAAGGGUUAUAACUAACAAUGAUGCACAAGAAAAUCACCAAACAUAUACACUGCAAGCAAAAGAUUAUAUUGUUAGGGAGACGGGGUUGAUAUAUUUCGUACAUAUAUUGAGAGAAUCUUGGAGGUAACGCGCAUAGCAUGGCAGAAACUGCUUCAGAUUUACGUGAGGGGCUACUGGUGAAGCACAAAGAAGCGCAUAAUCUGGUCAAUUAUGAUAGAGAGAAUAGCAGGAUGGUAAUUAAGGAGAAAGAGGAGCCCGAAGUUUUGCAUGAUGGGCUUAGAUUUGGGCAAUUCAUGUUAGCCGGCUCUGUUGCUGGGAUGGUUGAGCAUACAGCCAUGUUUCCUGUGGACACAUUGAAAACUCGCAUGCAAAUGCUGGCUAGUUCAGGCGGUUCUGCUCAUUCAGGUGUGGGUAAAGCCUUUAUGUGUAUAGUCAAAUCCGAGGGGGCCCUUGGGCUGUAUAGAGGUAUUGGAGCAAUGGGUUUAGGAGCUGGACCUGCUCACGCUGUGUAUUUUUCUGUAUAUGAGGUUUGCAAGGAGAAGCUGGGAGGCAACAGGCACGGUCACCACCCUUUUGCACAUGCUAUGUCUGGAGUACUAGCUACUAUUGGAAGUGAUGCAGUGUUUACACCUAUGGAUGUGGUGAAACAGAGGUUGCAAUUGAGAAGCAGCCCUUACAGAGGAGUAGUGGAUUGCAUAAAGAGAAUUAUGAAGGAAGAGGGUUUUAGAGCUUUUUAUGCAUCCUACCGGACUACUGUGGUAAUGAAUGCUCCUUUCACUGCCGUUCAUUUUGCAACUUAUGAGGCGGUCAAGAAAGUUUUGAUGAAAUUUUCUCCAGAAAAUGCAAGUGAAGAGCACCUGCUCGCUCACGUCAUUGCAGGUGGGGCAGCUGGAGCACUAGCAAGCGCUGUGACAACGCCACUUGAUGUGGUCAAGACCCGGUUGCAAUGCCAGGGGGUUUGUGGUGCAGAGAGAUUCACUAGUAGCUCAAUACUCAAUGCUGCACAGAAAAUAGUAACUAAAGAGGGGCCUGCAGCUUUGAUGAAAGGAUUGAAGCCUAGAAUGCUGUUUCAUGCACCUGCAGCAGCCAUUUGCUGGUCUACAUAUGAAGCAAGUAAAUCCUUCCUGUAUAAUAUAAAUCAACCGACUUAAAUUUAGUUAUGGACAGAAAUAGCAACUAAAGGAUCUGCAAAUUUUCAUGAGAGGUAGAAUAUUCUAUUGGGACUUGAAGCAGCCAUGUGCUGGUCUUCAUAAAAAGCAAGUAAAUCCUUUCUGCAUAAUAUGAAAUUUAAAUCAAACAACUUAAAAACUAGCUAUAUAGAAAAAAAUAUCCUUCUGUUUAAGAGGAAUCCUGGAAAAAUAAAUAGGUCAUCCCUUCAUUGACCUCUCAGUCAUAGGGAACCGAAUUAUAAAAUUAUACUUCCCGUUCAAAUUUUUAAUGUAUGCCUAUUGAUCUUUAAGCACACAAGGGUAUUAAAACAGCUUUGAUGAUAAUGAGGAUUUUCAGUGAUGGACAAUCAUAACUUAUUCCAUGGCAAACUAGUGUUUUAUCCAUUUUACCGAAAACUUCAUGAAAGUUGACAGGUGUUGCAGUUGAAGGUAUCCAUUUUCCUCUCAUUUGUAAAUUCCUUACAGUAAUAUAAUGAUAUGGAAUUCCAUGCUUAUAAGAGUUUGAUAUGGAGAAAAGAAGUUUAAAUCACAUUAUUGAAUAUAUUAUAAAGCUAUUGAGUAUGGGCUUUGCCUCCAUUUA